Messenger RNA from Astyanax mexicanus (Mexican tetra), 6719 nucleotides. It is a transcript of the gene tmem79b, whose product is annotated as transmembrane protein 79b. Gene Ontology annotation, cellular component: lysosomal membrane; trans-Golgi network membrane. Lineage: Eukaryota; Metazoa; Chordata; Actinopteri; Characiformes; Acestrorhamphidae. The transcript has 8 exons. The record is from RefSeq and is a predicted model, not a curated record. Bases 483 to 1763 code for a protein of 426 amino acids. Gene Ontology annotation, biological process: regulated exocytosis.
ACACAUAUUUAUAUAUUUAAAGUGGUCUUACCCUCAAAAUAUAAUAAAAUGCUAGUAAAAUCAUAAAAUCUAUCGUAUUUAUAGGAAAACCUGUAAUGUUGAUAAUUAUAAUAAGAGUGGACAGUCCUGAACUAAAACCCCCCACAGUAAGUGAAACUGUUUCAGCAGCAGCAGCACGAGCGCAGAGCUCACCUCCCCUUUAAGAGUUUCAUACCUUUAACACUGGCCUUCCUCACCUGGAAACACCUGAAAUCCCACCCCCCGGAAGAUCCAAAACAAUCCUUACUGCGCACACUUUUCUCCGGAGACCCGGACCCUUCCUCAGUCCUCCGCGGUGGAGUUUCAGAAGGAGGAAAUACGAAAAGUGGGUAAAUGUAAUCCCAUGGACGAUGCUUUGAGAGAUGGACUUUGAUGAUAUUUAAUCAACCACUACUAAACUGAAUAGACGACCAUACCAGAGCAGCACAUCUUAAUUCAUCAGGAUGUCUGAGACCCUUCCUGCAGAUUCGGAGGCAACGGUCAAGGGCCCUCUAGGAGUGACAGCAGGAGCCGAUACACCUGGUUGGUCACCAGAGGAGGAGAAGAUGAAGACGGACGUGAGCGGAAUGGAAGGAGAGGACAGAAUUGUCACCAGUGCCCAUAUGGAGCCAAGUACUCUGCAGUAUCCUGGAGAUAAGGCUAAUCAACCUGGUGGGACGGAAAACGAGAAAGGGUCUGAUCUGAAACUAGACAGCAGCGAAACCGAUGUUGCGGCAGAAGAAGCAAGUGUGAGAUCAGAUUGCGCGUCGGUCCGUGGAGGACCGAGCAGGACGGAGAGCGAGAGAGAGUUUGGAGUGAGAGAGAAGCAGGAGGAGGGUGAGGAGUGGAUGGAAAAAGAUGCCCCUGAGAAGGAAAGGGAGACGCACUUGGAGAUCGAAGUGGAAGAGCUGAAUGCCAUGCCAGAGAAAGCAGCAGGAGUCUUUGGCCCCAGUGUAACUGUCAAUCACUCCAUCAUAUCUGAACCACUCAAACAGAAUGGAAAUGACUGGGAGGAAAACACAGAGAGGACCGCCUUCCUCAGGCCUCAUGGAACACCACCUGAUGGGUACUACAACAAGAACAUGGACUAUGAUUAUGACUACUCCAAGAACAACAAGCAGUGCUGUGGAUGUACUGGAACAAACCGUGAUGCGCUGAAAAUGGGCGUGUCUAUAUUUAUGUCAGCCUUGAUAUUCCCUGUUCUGGUGUGGGGAGGCCACACUUUCCUACCCUUUGAUGCUCCUCUGCUGGAUAGCGCCCCCUUGAGGCUGGUCUACACGCUGCGCUGCUCAGUCUUUGCAGUUAUUCCAAUUGUGCUGGGUAUGUUGGUGCUGGGCGUGUCCCGUCUGCGGUACUGUUCUCUGAAGCCUCGGUGUGACGGAGAGCCUGAGGUGGAACAGGUGAACAUCCAUCGCCGCUAUGUGGAUGACUCCAUCUCCCUCUUCCUCCUGUACUUCCUGCAGUUGGGGGUCAUGGCUGCCUAUCUUAAUCAGAACCUGCUUAAACUGGUUCCACUCCUCACCAUCAUCUUUGCAUUUGGCAGGCUGGUGUACUGGAUCGCAGCUGCAUGGGGCAGCAGUGUGAGAGCAUUCGGUUUUGGUUUCUCCUUCUGGCCGAUGCUGACGAUGCUGGUAGCCAACCUUUACUUCAUCUUCAUGGCCGACUCUGCAGGAUCAAUCUUUGCUCCAGAUGAGAUUGAUCCUCCUGAAACUUCUCCAGAGCACAGGCAAAGGUUCUGGGGUUAGAGGAGCAUCAAGUAACGGGAGAGGUGUUUACUCCAUUAUAUUGUUUCUAUUUUUUUAGACUAGUUUUUUACAGAACACACAUUAAAGCUUUACAUACACUAAGCUAACAGAGGUUUUCGAGAGAGAAUUGGUGAUUUGGACAGUAGACCUUUGUUAUAGGUUUACACUUUAGUUUCUAAUGAUGCAGCAGAUUGUAAAGUUGCACUAAAAGCACUUAUGGAUCAGGUAGUUAUUAAACUAGCGUUAGAAAAAUGCACACAAAUUACUUUUCACUAUUUUUCACUUUCCAAGAGGCCAAUUUGAUUUAUGUGCUUGAAGUAACUUGCUUCCCUCAGCAUGGCCCCAUAGAGAGGCAGAAACCAAGUGAUAUCCAGAGAGGUGGAUGAUUGCUUAGCUGCUUAAGAACAGCAGUAUAAAACAGGUUGAAGCACACAGUGAAACGAUCUGGGCUGGCUUUCCCAAAAGCGCCUUAGCACACAGAUUAAUCUUAAAUGGCUGAGGGAGCAUGGUGCUGAACACGCUCUCUACCAGUUAUGAUGAAUUUAACACAAAGAUUCUUUUGGAAAGCUGGACCUAGGUCUGUUUAUCUGGACCACAGACUUUGGGCAAGGAAAUAUAUUUUUAUUGCUGUUAAUAGAAGUGGUUAAUUAAAAUGAGAAAAAUUAGAUACAGAAGAUUUAGUUAAAAUGCUCAAACUUUACACACUAGGUUAAAGAAUAGAACUGAAAAAAAGUUUCUUACUCCAGGUUUGAGAGAUGGUUUAACUUCCUGCUGUUUAAUCUUUUAUAUAUAUAUAUAUAUAUAUAUAUAUAUAUAUAUAUAUAUAUAUAUAUAUUGUAUAUUUUUUUCCCACUUGACUUGCACAGAGUCAGAGGAAUAUCAAUACUGCCUUCUUUCUGUGUGUAGUUGCAGAAAAUACUGCAAAAAAGCUCUGAGCUUUUUUUUUUUCCUUCUGGAAUUGUUCUUUGUUUGUGUGAGCAGAGUUGGCCCGGGAUGAUUCAUCCAUGGUGUUCUCAAGGAACGAGUUUUUUAUUAUUAUGAGUAUGCAUUGCACAGUGUCUGCAACUUGGCUUUACCGUUUCUUCUGAAAUGGUGAAGGUAAAUGUUCACAUCUACUUUUCCUCAUUUUGAAUAAUAGUGUUCAUUUUGGAUAAAUGCAAGCGUAAUCAAAAAAGCCAGACCAUUUUGCAGAAAAACUUCUUAUUAAUCUACAUAACACAGUUUGUAAGCAGAAAACAUCUGAAUUACCUGAAUAUGCAAGUUACCCAUCUGCCUUAAGCUGCAGUGGAUUGUAAUGUGCAGUGGUUUAAGGUGUAAUGAGGUUUUUUGGUGAUAUAUGAAAUGAAAAUGCAAAAAAAGAGAGAGAGAAGAAAGAAAAUGCGCUGCCAGUUCCUUAUGCGAGGAUAAUCCGCCUUGACUGCACAGAGACAGGAAAGAAGAAAGAAAAGGAUUGAGGGCGCUGCUGGAAAAAGUCCUCAUUUUUCCUUCAAUACUUAUUUCACCUCAGAAUUUCUUCUUUCUAUCUCAUUCUUGUGGGUUUGCGAGAGUUGGCAUUGAUGAAUUUAUCAGACUCUGUGUGGCUAGAAAGAAAAGUUUAAUUGCUAAACUUCUGAAGUUUUGAGAGAACAAAGGUGGUGCGUUUCUGAAGAAAAUCGGAGCGUUUCCUAAACGAGUUUCUGUGAUAUAAUGUGCGUGUGUAUCAGAUAUGGAAACAUACAGUCUGUAUGAGAACUUGCGUAGCCUUUAUAUUUAUCCUUCCACACUGAUAAUAAACCAUACGCAUGUCUGAACUUGUACACCUACUAAUAGUGUUCUAACAAUCCACAUUUGCUGACUUCAUAUUUUUUGCAUUCUUUCCUUUUUAUAAAACCUUUUAUAAAAUCAUAUCUGGAUAUGACUAAUAUACAAUAGAGACUGCACUAAAAGAGUAAUGUAGCCUAAUGAUUAAAUAUAUUGUGUGACUUAAUCACUGAGCUGUAAUUAAAAAGUUAUUCAGUGUGGUUAAAUGUGAAUUGGUUAAUUACAGAGAAACUUAUUAUUAUUAUUAUUUACAUUUAACCAACCUUAAUGAGUUUGUUUAUGGGCCAUUCUAGAACUAAAGGUACAUUUCAAGUAUGAAAAGAUUUGGUGUUUGGUUCAAAUUUUCACUAUUUUGUGUAAACUAACCAUAAACUAGUAUCAAACUUUGCACUAUUUAAUACAAAAUAAUGAGAUUAGAAGUUUGACAUACCCAACAUGCCUUCCACAUGUUUCCUACCUGAGGAAGUGACAUCACUGGGUCCAGGUCACAUGUUUUUAAUUAGAAUUAAAAAAAGGUCAAUUAGUUUACUAGAAGAUUAAGACAGAUAGAAUGACUUUGUAAUUGGGGAAAUUACACACAUAGUUUAUGACUUUGUAACUUUAUUCCUGUUAACAGAGUACUCACAAAAGGCAAUAAUAUAAUGUAUGCCAUAGAGGGUUAACAUUUUUAAACAGAUUAAAUAAAAAUUGUCUUUUGGAAAAUAACAAAACUUCAUUUAUUUGAGAGAUUCGAAAUGUACCCCUACUUCUGGAAUAACCCUUAGACAUUGUAGACCUUUAAUUAUGAUGAAAUAUUGAACAUAUGAAAUCUCCCUUUAUAUGGUUUACUAUGAUUAAUGUAAUUUUUCCCUUGUCUUUAUAUGUUGGUUGAUUUUAUAUCUUUGAAUGUAGACCAGUUUUUGUUUUUAAAUGCUGGAUAUGAUAUAACUUUGUAACUCACAAAUGAUUUUAUAUACAAAGACAUUACAACACUGACAAGUAGUCUCUUUCUCUUUUAUUUAUUUAGCUAACAAUUCCACAGCUGUGCUGAAUGGAAGCAGGAGCGUCCCUCGCUUUAAGAAUCUCUAACAAACUAACUACUUCUAACCUCAUUUCCUGCUCCCAAUAGUUAAGAGAUACUAAGUCAUAAUUAUGAGAUACUAAGUCAUAAUUAUGAGAUACUAAGUCAUAAUUAUGAGAUACUAAGUCAUAAUUAUGAGAUACUAAGUCAUAAUUAUGAGAUACUAAGUCAUAUUUACGAAAUACUCAUAAGUCAUAUUUAUGAGAUAUUAAGAAAUAAUUUUGAGAAACUUAAGUCACAGUUACGAGAAACUAAGUUGAGAUUGUGUUAUAAUUACAAGAUACUACAUCAUAAUUAUGAGAGACUAAGUCAUAAAUAAACAAAUCUAAGAAAUAAUUCCAAGAGACUGUCAUAAUUCCGAGAAACUAAGUCAUAAGUAUUAGGUACCAAGUCAUGAUUACGAGAACCAAAGUCCUAAUUAUGAGAAACUAAGUCAUAAUUACGAAACUAAAUCUUAAUUACAAGAAACUAAGCCGUAAUUAUGAGAUACUAGCUCUGGGGGUAGUAUCUCAUAAUUAUGACUUAGUAUUUUUUUUAUAACUUAGUGGAGAGCCCUUUUUUUUAAGUGGGGUAGAUGGGCUUCCAUAAUGCUGUGUUGCAACCCGUCAUAAUUUCAUAACCCAGCUCAGUCCUUUCAGCCAAAAUAUGAUGAACCUGUUAAAUAGGCUAAGGGUCAUUAAACUGGGACUCUGUCGGAGGGCAGAAAUUGGCCUCCUAACUGCUUACUCACUCCCAAAAUCACACAACACACCAGAUACGGAGGAUCCCAGGGGACGAACAUGAGCUAAACCUUACUUAUACUGAAAACAUAGAGGUUUUAUUUAGAGAAAUCAUGAGUAGCGCACCAGAGAGACGGAAACACAGCGCCUGUCUGCUGAGGUUUAGGGAGAACUGUCCUUUCCGAAAGCUGAGGAAAAACAAGUGCGGAGGAGGGAGCUGCUACGUCAUCCAGAGUUACGUAACCAGGUGUGUGUCCUCGCUGUGUAAAGUCUCCAGCAUGUCAGAGUCAGUGGCCAGGCGGUGGGGGUGCUCUUCAGCCACAGUUCCUCUUCUGGCAAACCCUGCUGAGGCUUAUCCACAGACGCUCAGCGUCCAACCAUACUUUCACCUCCACCAGCAGCAGCAGCAGCAAGAUUAUGCAGCCAUGGAUGCAGAAGCAGCACCCUCUAUUGCUGGACCAGCCUUCUCCAUCUCACCAGGACCUGUGCCUUCAGCCUCCAACCUCAUGACUCUCCACCACAGCAGUCUGUCUGCAAGUGACCACAAUAUGGAGCUGGAUAAUUGUGUGGACCCUGAGACUGGCGAAAGAGCUCUAGGAUAACUUCUUCACGUCUUUUACACUGUGGACCUCUAUCAUCUAAUGUUUGGCUUCACACAUGCUAGCAUUCCAAUGGAUUCUACCUAUUUUACUGCCAUUAAUUUGGCAACAUUGUUACAUUUAUUUCUGAGAGACUGUUCAAUUCAACCAUCGUGACAUGAGCCGAGAAACCUAAAAGCUAGGUUGGCUUUCUGGCAUGGCAAGGUUCUUUCCACUCAGCUAGCUCAGGUAUAGUGCCAUUAUAAAGCACAUCAAGGACCUAAGACACAAAAUAUCUAAAAAGAUAGGGCUGGACUACAUCUAAUAUCAAAUGCAAAUUAAUUUAGUUUGUGGGAUCAGGCAUCAAUUGUAGGUAUUCUUGGCAGUUUUUGUGGCUUUUAUACUUAUAUGGAUAUUGGAUCAAUAAGGUACAGACUAAACUUAAAUAUAUUUGUGAUACACAUUUUGUCAGUAUUGUCCAGCCCUAGUCCUGCAUUAUCACAUGGACCAGUUAAUAAAUGAGUGAAAACAAUUAUCAUUGUUUUUUGGAGAAUGUGUAAAAUUUUCAGCAACUUGUUUUAGCACUAUAACUGCUUCAUAAUCAGUAUUCGAAAACUCAAUGUUGUAAAUUUAUGAUUCUGUCAAGCAGGUGCAGGUUUUAAAAUUUCAGUUAUUUUUUUUCAUAUAUUUUAUAUUACAUUAUACUUGUACUGAAUGCACUACGUCGUUAUGUAUGUCUACUAUGUAUUUGCAGCAACAGUAAUGCAAAAUAAAAAGAGGUUUCGUGCCAAAUCCAUAA